GCCAGCAGCAGCGGAUCUCUCCUGUUUCAGAGACUCUCAGAAGAUCCCACGUAACAUGAGCUGAAACCUGGAAGCUCAUUCCCUUGGCUUACUUAAUAGUUCGGAGCAUAAGUACACUGUCCAGGGCUGAUAUGGGGGCUCCUGGAUACUGGGGCCCUCAUCUCCUGCCUGUCAGGUGGCUUUCAUCUGCCCAUCGCGUCGUACUCGAGCGCCACACGCCAGCUCGGGAGAAGGGGGGACGGGGCAGCAGAGGGUACACCUCCUCCCUUCACCGCACGAUUCAGAAGCGGCACACAUCACUCGGGCUCGUGUCCUGUUGAUCGGGCUGUAUUCUAGCGGCAGAGGAGGUUGGGAAGUGUAUCCACUUGGGGAGGCCAAAUGUCCAGCUAACGUCGGGGGUUCUGCUACUCAAAGAAGAGGAGGGAUGUCGGAGGAUGACUGCCAUUUUCUGCCUCACCCCUCCCGCUGAAUUCUCAGAAAGACCCCUGGCCGUGUCACUCACUUUGGAGGCGUACCGGGGGCGAGUGCUGAGAUGCGCCCGGAGGACCCGCCGGCGUGCAGGUUGGCUGGUCCACACUCUAACGAGAAUACACAGCGGUGCCUCCGGAGUCACGUGUGCUGUGAAAUUGUCAGCCCUGACACCACACCCCAGACGUCCUGAGGGAAAUGGAUUGCCAAAUAGACGCUACUCUUAAGGGUCUUAAGAAACUGGCGAAGCUGCUGCUCUGUGGCACUGAGCUGGUGACAAAUAUCCAGGUGGCCGCGGAUAUCAGGGAGAUCCACAGGAGAGUGGAAGAAGGGGAGAUAAGGCGUCAGAGACUUGAAAAGCUGGAGAACGAAGUCAAGACCAGCCAGGACAAAUUUGAUGAAAUCACCAUGAAGUGGGAGGAGGGCAAACGGAAGAGAAUUCCCCAGGACCUGUGGGACAUGCUCAACACCCAGCAGGUGCACUGCGCUGGGUUGAUAGAAGACAAGAACAAGCUUAUCAGCGAGUUACAGCAGGAGUUAAAAACAAAAGAUGACCAGUAUGUGAAGGAUUUGAAGAAGCAGUCAGAUGACAUCUGCCUGCUCCUGGAGAGGAUGGAAGAGCAAGUGAAGAAUGUGAUGAAAACCUUCCGUCAGGAGCUCAAUUCCAUUGAGAAAGCAUUUGAGGCGGAACGACGAGAACUGCUGACCAGUAAUAAGAAGAAAUGGGAGCGGGCCCUGCAGGCUCACAACGCCAAAGAGCUGGAGUAUCUUCUGAGCCGCAUCAAGAAGGUAGAGGACUAUGAGAAGCAGCUGAACAAGCAGCGGGUGUGGGACUGCGAAGAGUACAACACGAUCAAGAUCAAGUUGGAGCAGGACGUGCAGAUUCUUGAGCAACAGCUUCAGCAGAUGAAAGCAACCUACCAGCUAAACCAAGAGAAGUUGGAGUACAACUUCCAAGUGCUGAAGAAGAGAGACGAAGAGAGUGUGAUGAUCAAAUCCCAGCAGAAGAGGAAGAUCAGUCGCCUGCAUGAUAUACUUAACAACCUGAGAUCAAAAUACACCAGGCAGAUCAGACAGUUUGAGGAGGAGAACCAGUCACUAACCUCCGACUACAUACGCCUUGUGACGCAGUUCAAGGAGCUACAGAAAGCCAUGAGGCAUUUUGCUCUUCUUGAUGACAAGCGGUUUCGAGAGAUUUGGCUGAUGAAUGAAGAAGAGGCAAAGGAUCUGAUAAGCAAAGCCUUUGAUGUGGACAGGAUCAUCCACACCCAGCAUCUGGGGCUCCCCUGGACCGCACCUGAUUUCUGGUUCCUGAGGAAUGUGGGACCUAUAUCUCAGCAGCAGCAGAGGUCUGCUACACAGAUAUUAGAAGAAGUGCUGAUUCAAACAGAAGAGGAGGGGAUGGAGGAGGCCACCUCAGAAACAGAGUCUUACCUCGACCUGCCAAAGCAAGUUUCCAUGAAAACGACCAGAAAGAUCCUGAUGCUCCUGUGUGACGAGUCGGGUUUCCUCAUAGAGAGCAAGCUGCUGAGCCUUCUCCGUCCCCUGGAGAAGAGCGAGUGCUAUCUGCUCAAGUUGGACGCCAUCUUCUCAGCCCUUGGGAUUGAAAGUGAGGACGACUUGUACAAACUGGUGAACUUCUUCCUCAAAUACCGAGUUCAUCAUUCACCCUCCAGUCAGGAGCGAACAAGCCCGGUGUCGGCCCUGGACCCAGGAGAGCAGACAGACCUCGAGAGACAGAAGGAGGAAAGCCUUGUGGGAGGGGAGCCAGAAGAGAAGGAGGUCCCCCCUUCUCCCACGCUCAUCCACCCCAACGACGUCCUCAAGAUCCUGGAGGCCUUUGUCAUGGGUCUGAGGAAGCCCAGGGACCCCCCGGCCCCAGUGAAGGUGGCGAAGUAUGUGCGAGAUACCUCGAAGGACUCUGCAUAUUGGGAGGCCCUGGCCACGGUUCUCCCUUACGCCACGCAGAACCUCUGGGACGCUCUGUACACGGCCUUGGAGAAAUACCACCUCGUCCUGACGCAGAGGGCCAAGCUGCUGAUAGAAAACAACUCCCUGGAGAAGCAGAACACAGAGCUCCAGAUGCUGCUUCAGCAGUAUCUAGAUUCCAAGAUAAACUCUGAAUUGCAUGUUCCACCAACUCAGGUGUUACGGGCGCCCACCAAAUAGAGCCAGACCUCCAAAGGCUGCUGUGUUACGGUGUAUGCGGGUGCCGGGGCUGGCACGUUUCACCCGGGGAGCUGCCUGGGGCUACUCUGGAUUUUCCAGAGCUACUGGGAUAGGGCCUGUCAAAAUAAGGCCACGGGAGGGGUUACCUGUAUCCUGUAGUCGUGAUUGAUUAAAGUCUUUAAAAGGUU
Prionailurus viverrinus (fishing cat) is the source of this 2825-nucleotide messenger RNA. It is a transcript of the gene DRC1, whose product is annotated as dynein regulatory complex subunit 1. Lineage: Eukaryota; Metazoa; Chordata; Mammalia; Carnivora; Felidae. Gene Ontology annotation, cellular component: axonemal dynein complex; axoneme. The transcript is spliced from 16 exons. The record is from RefSeq and is a predicted model, not a curated record. The coding region runs from base 667 to 2637 and encodes 656 amino acids. Gene Ontology annotation, biological process: regulation of cilium movement; cilium-dependent cell motility; axonemal dynein complex assembly.